Molecule: messenger RNA, 1960 nt
Organism: Bactrocera neohumeralis
Lineage: Eukaryota; Metazoa; Arthropoda; Insecta; Diptera; Tephritidae
Exons: 9
Coding region: 155-1945 (596 amino acids)
Source: RefSeq, a predicted model, not a curated record
ACAAAAAAGAGCCCACUAAACGAUUCUUUUAAUAUCAUCAACAGGGUAUAUAAAUUUUGCCAAGAUGUUUGGAAUACCCAGAAGGCAACGUCGAAGACCCUUUAACAUAUAAGGAAGUUGUUUUCUACUGCAUAAAGAAAAAUGUUCCAGAACAAUGCAAUCCAGAAACGCUGGGGAAAUAAUUCCGAGCACAUAUUCACAAGCAACCGAAUUAAUGGAUUUUCACAGACGAAUGCAUCACAAUUUUAUGGUACUGAAUUAUGUUGCCAAAAAUAUGAUUUAUUUUUACAAAGGAACAAUUUCUAAUGAAGUCAACCGAGACAACUUGUGGCGUGAUGGAUAUGAUGGAAUGAAAAAUUCGGUUGAAGGCACAUUAAAUAAUGUAGCUAUGUUAAAAUAUAAAUUAUGGCUAUUAAGCAAUUAUAAUAAUCGCACUGGAAGAUUUCGGCGAUUUUCUAAUGACUUUCAUAACAGGCAUCAGGAAUUAGAUACAAUCAACAUUACAGGCUACGCUUUAUAUCAACACCCACACAAAUUUAACAGGAGUGUAUAUUUAGUUCCAAAGCAUACAGCGAGACAUAUUUUCUUAGAUCCUGACGCAAAAACAAGAACCAAUUAUGAAGAGGAAUAUAAAAAAAAAUGGUUGGUUUCACAAGCAUCAGACAUGAAACUUGAGCCGAUCCAAUUUUCACAUGAGGUUUCGAGUAAAGAUAUUGGUAUCAAAGACAUCACAGAUAUUGCUUUAACAACAUUAUCAUUUCUAUCGUUUGGAAUGUUUGUUUUACAAAUUUUAACGUGCUUAACUGCUGAAAAACUUGACGCCAACAGUAUUAUUUUAUUGCAAUCAGCCUCCCCAAACGCAGUAAUGGACGAAGAGCGCAUUGAAGAAAUAAGAAGAAGGAAGAGAUCACCUAUAAACAUACUAUUAAAGCUAGAUAUUAUUGCACAAAAAUCCUUGCGAUUACUUAAACUAUUUUCCAGUACAUCUGAUAAUUAUUCUUGCUACUAUUACCUCAUCUGCGAAAAUAGUGAUAUUGCUAGAAAUCAAAUAACGGACCACGCAUUUUGGAUUCCCAUUUGGAGAUUUCUGGCAACUGGAGCAUCAUUUGCCUCACUAGCUUUUUCGUUUCGGCUAGGCAAAUCAACAGUAGGAGCUAUUGUUAAGGAGACAACCCAAGUUCUAUGGGAUAAUAUGUUUACUAUACAUAUGCCGCAGCCAAACGAACAAUGUUUUCAAGAAAUUGCAAAGCAAUACUGGAAGCUAUGGAACUUCCCAAAUUGUAUUGGUGCUAUCGACGGGAAGCACAUACGAAUCAACUGUCCAGGAAAUACUGGCUGCAUGUAUUAUAAUUAUAAACACUUUUUUUCUAUUGUGUUGCAAGGUAUUGCCGAUGCCAACUGCAAAUUUAUUGCGGUUGAAGUUGGUGGAUACGGAAAGCAAAGUGAUGGUGGCACUUUUAGCUCUUCCAAAAUCUUUAAUCUUUUAAAAAGUGGAGAACUACCUGUACCAGGAAAUACAUGUCUGCCAAACAGUGAAGAAUUUGUGCCAUAUGUAUUUCUUGGGGAUGAGGCUUAUCCCCUUUUAGAAUGUUUGUUAAGGCCGUAUAGCCAAAAGGAGAUAACGGAAGACCAUGAAUAUUUUAAUGCCCGGCUUUCAAGAGCUGGAAAGUGCAUUGAAUGCGCCUUUGGGUUAUUAAGUGCAAGGUUCAGAAUAUUAUGGAAACCCAUUGAAACGGAUCCUUUGUUCGCUGAACUCAUUGUAAAAUGUAUAUGCCUUAUACACAACAUAAUUAUUGAUUUAGAAGGAUUAGAUGAAAAUUUAAAGGAAGAAGUGCAAAAAGAACAUUUUGAAAAAAUCAUAAAAGAAUUCAAUAAAACAAGUGUCAAAAAUGGUAGAUUAAUAAGAGAUAAAUUUUGUAAUUUCGUAUGCAUGAAUAAAAUAUAAUAAAUUUCAAUGUAA